CUCUCGAUACUACCAUCCCCCCCUUCGCUUGCCUUAUAAUGGAGCAAUGCCUGAAUGUGGAGAGGGAGCUCGAUAAAGUUCUGCAGAAAUUCACCUCGUACGGACAGCACUGCGACCGGACUUUGGAGGAGCUGAUCGAAUACACGAGCGGUCUGAGGCAAGAGUUGAGCCAGACCGGUGGUCAAGAUGUUGAGUUGUCAGGGACCUUGUCGCUUGUUUUGUCUCAGUGUUGCAAAAGAAUAAAAGACACAGUUCAAAAACUGGCCUCGGACCACAAGGACAUUCAUUGCAGUGUUUCACGAGUAGGGAAAGCCAUUGACCGGGUCUUUCGGCAUGUUUCUCCAUUCUUUAUACUUACAGUAGAUGCCAAAUACUGCUCCUUUUAUCCUCGAAUGGGACAGAAUUUUCCUCAUAAUCAGACGUUUGAUGCUGAUAUCAGUGGAGUGGCAUUAGAUGGAUGCUGGCAAACUGAUAGCCAACGUCUUCUCAGUGAGGUGAUGGUGGAACACUUCUUCAGGCAAGGAAUGCUUGAUGUGGCUGAGGAACUCUGUCAGGAAGCAGGCUUGUGCAUAGAAGGAAACCAGAAGGAGCCUUUUGUAGAAUUAAAUCGAAUCCUGGAAGCCCUCAGAGUGAGGGAUCUAAGGCCUGCACUAGAAUGGGCAGUUUCAAACCGUGAGAUGUUAAUGGCACAGAACAGUUCUCUCGAGUUCAAGCUGCACAGAUUAUUUUUUAUAAGCCUGUUAAUGGGAGGUACAGAAAAUCAGAGGGAAGCACUUCAAUAUGCUAAGAAUUUCCAACCAUUUGCUUUAAAUCAUCAGAAAGAUAUUCAGGUGCUAAUGGGAAGUCUCGUGUACUUGAGACAGGGAAUAGCAAACUCGCCCUAUGUGCACCUCUUAGAUUCUAACCAGUGGGCUGACAUUUGUGACAUCUUCACCAGAGAUGCCUGUUCUCUCCUUGGUCUCUCAGUAGAAUCACCACUGAGUGUCAGUUUUUCAGCAGGGUGCAUUGCAUUACCAGCCCUCAUAAACAUCAAGGCAGUCAUUGAGCAGAGACAGUGCACUGGAGUAUGGAACCAGAAAGAUGAAUUGCCAAUUGAAGUAGACCUUGGUAAAAAAUGUUGGUAUCACUCAAUAUUUGCCUGCCCAAUUCUUCGACAACAGACUACGGAAUCCAAUCCACCAAUGAAACUUGUCUGUGGCCACAUAAUCUCCCGAGAUGCGCUAAACAAAAUGAUCAACGGAAGCAAGUUAAAAUGCCCAUAUUGUCCGAUGGAACAAGCACCAGCAGAUGCAAAACAAAUUUUCUUUUGAAGAUAUUAUGACUUGAGAGGUGGUUUGGUAAUUUCGGACAGUGCAAACUGCGACAGUUCAUUGUUCUUUUGGACUAAUGCUUACUAAAUUGUAGAACGGUGUUUACAUGCCGGUGUGUAUUUGGGAUAGAGAAAAGAGGAAAACUACUGGAUAUAAAUUAGUUGCAAUAGGGCUUUUGAACUUGGUCUUGGUAUUCGAUCAAGUGGAUACACCAGCACUCACCAUUUCAUGCAGUUAUUUUAUAUUGGGACAAUACUAGCAGUACAUUUUUUAACUUAAGAAAUAAGUAAUCACCAAUGAGCAAUGCAUUUGAUAUGAAUCUUCAUAAUAUCAUCGUCAUUACAUGGGUUAAACAUUUUUUUUUCUUUAAGUUAUCAAUGUGAUCUUUUAUUCUUUAAAAAUAUAGAAAAAUUGAAUGUACGAGUAGACAAUAACUACUGGCAAUGUUUGCAUACCUUUCUAUGUUGGUUUGACUAGGUAGCUUUGAUAUAUUUUCACACUUUUGUCAAUUUGACACAAAGUCAAGCGUUGACUGAGCAUAUAUUAAGCUCCCAGGGUUUAUUUAAUUUUUUUGUAAAUUUAAACAAUAUUUGCAUAGAAUGUGGACUAGCAAAGUAUUGGCAUGGGAGAGGAAAUGAUGCAUGAAGGAUAGGCGUGUAUGAUUUUUGCUUCAUGUAGAUAAUUUAGAUACGUGUAUGGUACCAUGUCCAAUACAUAAUUAUAAAACUGAAAAAUCUUAUUAAAGGCAAAUUGUAUACCAAA
Molecule: messenger RNA, 2072 nt
Organism: Amblyraja radiata (thorny skate)
Lineage: Eukaryota; Metazoa; Chordata; Chondrichthyes; Rajiformes; Rajidae
Product: E3 ubiquitin-protein ligase RMND5A
Exons: 10
Coding region: 39-1310 (423 amino acids)
Biological process (GO): proteasome-mediated ubiquitin-dependent protein catabolic process
Cellular component (GO): cytoplasm; nucleus; GID complex
Molecular function (GO): protein binding; ubiquitin protein ligase activity
Source: RefSeq, a predicted model, not a curated record